This is a messenger RNA of Columba livia (rock pigeon), 6527 nucleotides long. It is a transcript of the gene TMEM132E, whose product is annotated as transmembrane protein 132E. Lineage: Eukaryota; Metazoa; Chordata; Aves; Columbiformes; Columbidae. The record is from RefSeq and is a predicted model, not a curated record. The transcript is spliced from 9 exons. Bases 1105 to 4260 code for a protein of 1051 amino acids.
UCCUGCCGCCCUCCCCGCGCUGGCACCCACCGGAGCCCGAUGCGGCUCCAGCCGGACGAGCGGCCACGGGAGCGCGCAGCGGCGGGGCCCCCCCGGCGGCGGGCACGGGGCGGGGGGGGCCCGGAGGGGGGCAAAGAGCAGAAACGCCCAACUUGCCGUUUACCCCAAGGCUCCUGCGCCCCCCUCUUUAAUUUUCCUUGCGAGCAGGAGGGGAUGCAUUCCCCUCUUUAACCCAAGGGGGAGGCAGAGGAGGCGGGGAGACCCCAUCCUUUGCAUCCUCAUGGCCGAGUCCCCCCGCUUGCAGUCCAAGCAGGGGGGCAGCGGGUGAGUCCCGCCCCCCCGGCUGCGGGGCGGCCGCUCCCCGUCCCCGCUCCCCCCAAACUUUGCCUUCGGAUGCGGGGACUCCGCCACCGAGCUGCUCCUGCGGCUGAUUAAUUGCAUCUGCCUGGGAUUAAUUAUUCACCCGCCUGCUUUGGGUUGUGUUUUUUUGUUGUUGCCGUUGUUUUUUUUUUCUUGGGGGGAGCGCUUUAAUUCAGCUUUUUUUUUUUCUUCGGAAGAACCGCGCUUGGAAAUCUUAUUUUUAUUUUUUGUGCAUGGGGGGGCUGGCGCCCCGCUAGCCCUGCAGCAUCAGCUUUUAUCAGCACGUCUUUUUUCAUCUCUUUUUUUUCCCCAGGGAGGGGGUUACACGUGCUCUUGUCCCCCGCCCCCCCAGCUCCUGAGGAGGAAGAGGAGGAGGAGGACGGGGACCCGCCCCCGCCGGCUGGGCGCUCCUCCGGUCGCCCUGCAGACGCUGGUGGGGGGGUUGCGGCAGGCUUGGGGUGCGGGGUGGGGAGGGGUGGGGGGCCGGAGAUGGGGUGCUCUGCUCGCUGAGCUGGGGGGGCCAAAGCCGAGCCCCCCCUAACCUGAGCCGGGUCCCCCCCCCUCCCCAAAAUCCGUCGUUGGCUGCUGCUCCCGGCUCGCACGUGGUUGGAUUUAGGGGAUUUCUGCGGUUUUUUUGGUGCUUGGUUUGGAUUCCUUUUAUUUAUUUUUAUUUUGCCACGGGGGUGGCUGUGCCCCCCCCCCCCCCCCCCCCGGCUUUUUGGCUGCCCCCCCCACUACCUUCCAAUGGCCUCUCCGGAGAAGAUGCACCCCGGGCCGGCUGCCCUGCUCUGCUGCCUCUGGUCCCUGCUGCUCCCCGCCCACGCCAAGGGACCAGCCCCAAGCUCUGAGCCUGCUGAGCCCCCUGGUGCCAUCACACUGCCCGUGAGCUACCGCCUGUCCAACACCCGCUUGGCUUUCUUCCUCAAGGAGGUGGGAGCUGGCCCGGCAGGCAACGGCAGCGCCCCGCUGCAACGUGCCGAGCCCUUUGUCGUCUUCCAGACCAAGGAGCUGCCCGUCCUCAACGUCACCCUGGGACCCUUCAGCACAGGGCUGGUGCUGCCCAAGGAGCAGCUGCAGCCCUCCAGCACCCUGGAGGUCCCUGACCGCCUCACCGUUAACUGGAAGGUGCGCGCCUUCAUCAUCCAACCCCGGCUGGUGGCCAACCAACCCGUGGUCCAAGUGCUCUUCUACAUUGCUGGCCGGGAUUGGGAUGACUUCGCCGUCACCGACCGGCUGCCCUGCGUGCAGCUCCACGCCUUCCGUGACGCCCGUGAGAUCAAGAGCUCGUGUCGCCUGCGGGGCAGCCUGGCCACGUGCCUGGUGCAGGCAGAGCUGCCCCACGCCUGGUUUGGCCCCCCGGCCGUGCCACUGGGCAGGAGGAAGAGCCCUGAGAGCCUGGAGGUGCCGGGCGAGAGCCAGCAAGCCGAGCUGUACUACACCCUGCACGCCCCCGAUGGGGCUGGCCAGUGCCUUGGGGACACAGUCCCUCGCCGCGGGGCUGGGGGGGCCAGGACUGAGGGUCCCACGCAGCACCCACUGCUGCGCAUCGGUAGCGUCAGCCUCCUUCAGCUCCCCCCCGGGCAGCCCAUGCAGGAGCAUCGGCUGGACGGUAACAUCUUCAUCCGCCUGCCCAACAAGCCUCUCAAGCCGGGUGAGGUUCUGAGCAUCCUCCUCUACCUGAUGUCCAACUCCACGGUGGAGCACUUCACGCUCAGGGUCAAGGCCAAGAAAGGCGUCAACCUGCUUAGCACCAAGUCGAGGAGUGGGCAGUGGCUGGUGAGCUCGGAGCUGCUGACAGGUGGCAAGCACUCCACUGCCACUGUCGAUGUGGCCAGGGUGGAUGGCGCUGGGCCCAGGGAUGGGGACUCCUCCUCUGAGAUCAUGCAGCUGGAUUUCGAGAUGGAGAACUUCACGAGCCAGUCGGUGACGCGCCGCAUCAUGUGGCACAUUGACUACCGGGGCCGCAAUCCCCCACCCGACCUGGAGAAGGUGGUGACAGAGCUGACAGUCAUCCAGAGGGACAUCCGGGCCAUCGUGCCCCUGGCCAUGGACACAGAAAUCAUCAACACGGCCAUCCUGACGGGGCGGACAGUGGCCAUUCCUGUGAAGGUCAUCGCCAUUGAGCUGAGCGGUGUCAUCGUGGAUGUCUCGGCUAUGGUUGAGUGCAAGUCCAACAAUGAAGACAUAAUCAAGGUCUCCAGCAGCUGUGACUACGUCUUCGUCAGUGGGAAGGAGUCACAGGGCUCCAUGAGUGCCCGGGUCACCUUCACCUACGAGCACCUCUCUGCCCCACUGGAGAUGACGGUGUGGGUGCCCAAACUGCCACUGCACAUCGAGCUCUCGGAUGCCCGGUUAAGCCAAGUGAAGGGCUGGAGGGUGCCCAUCCUGCCGGACAGGAGGUCGGUGCGGGACAGCGAGCAUGAGGAGGAUGAAGAGGAGAGGAAGCAGAGCCGGGGCUGUGCCCUGCAGUACCAACACGCCACGCUGCAGGUCUUCACCCAGUUCCACACCACGGCGGCGGAGGGCACGGGGCAGGUGGUCACCAUGCUGGGGCCCGACUGGCUGGUGGAGGUCACCGACCUGGUCAGUGACUUCAUGCGCGUGGACGACCCGCGGGUGGCCCACAUGGUGGACAGCUUCACGCUGGCCGGGAGGGAGCCGGGCACCACGCUCUUCAAGGUCGUGUCCCCGCUCAUGGAGGCGGUGCUGGGCGAGACGCUGGUGACGGUGGCGGAGGAGAAGGUCAGCAUCACGGACCUGAAGGCCCAGGUGGUCUCCAGCCUCUCGCUGUCCCUCCACCCCAGCCCUGGCAAUAGCCACACCAUCAUUGCCCGGACGUCCAUCCAGCAGACCCUCAGCUUCUUCAAGCAGGAAGCGCUCCUGAGCCUGUGGAUUUCCUACAGUGAUGGCACCACGGCCCCCCUCUCCCUCUAUGACCCCAAGGACUACAACCUGGUGGUGACCAGUCUGGAUGAGAAGGUGGUCUCGGUGACCCAGGACCGGGCGUUCCCCUUGGUGGUGGCGGAAAGCGAGGGCACGGGGGAGCUGCUGCGGGCCGAGCUGAUCAUCUGCGAGAGCUGCCAGAAAACCAAGCGCAAGAGCGUGCUCUUCACAGCCUUGGCCAGUGUGCGGGUCCACUUUGGGUCCGAGGAGGACCCAACCUAUGACUAUGACCAUGUGCCCAGCAAGCCGGGGCUGGCGGAGACGGGGGCGAGCACCACCCUGCGGGCAGAGGUGGAGAGGAAUGCGGAGCCCAGCGAGGACAGUAGGAUGUCCGGCGCAUCUCACCCCACCGAGGACUUCCCCACCAUCCCCACUGGCUUUGUUCAGGUGACCAGGGGGCUGACGGACCUGGAGAUAGGCAUGUACGCCCUCCUGGGUGUCUUCUGUCUGGCCAUCUUGGUCUUCCUCAUCAACUGCAUUGUCUUUGUGCUGAAAUACCGGCACAAACGCAUCCCCCCUGAAGGCCAGACCAACAUGGACCAUUCCCAUCACUGGGUCUUCUUGGGCAACGGGCAGCCCUUGCGGGCUCACAAUGACCUCUCCCCACAGCCCGAGAGUCCCGGGAACCCCCUGGAAAACGUCCAGACCUGCUGCCAUGGGGACCACCACAGCAGCGGGAGCUCACAGACCAGUGUGCAGAGCCAGGUCCAUGGCCGUGGGGACGGUUCCUCAGGGGGCUCCACGCGGGACCAGAGCGAGGACCCGCUCAACUCCCCCACCUCCAAACGGAAGCGGGUGAAGUUCACCACCUUUGCCACGCUGCCCUCAGACGAGCUGGCCUACAACUCCAUCCCCAUCGCUGAUGAGGAGGACUUGGAGUGGGUCUGCCAGGACAUGGGGCUGCAAGACCCUGAAGAGCUUCACAACUACAUCCGCAGAAUCAAAGAGAUCGCUUAACGCAGGGGCCGAGGGGCAGGGGAGGGAGGGGGCUGCCACACCGUGCCACGCCAUGCCACGCCAUGCCACGCUGGCUGCUUCCCCAGGGCAGGAGACCCAAAUUUGGCUCUCUUGUGCAUUCCUUCUUCCGCACAUCUCACGUCCUCCUCACCCUGUCGGAACACACCCCCAGGGGCAUUUUUCUUUUCUUGCCCUUUAUGGUCUGUUUUUCCCAGCACACAUGUGGCCCCCAGCCCGUGGCAAGGGGGCAGUGGAGGAGCGAGCUGGGGGGGCAGGAGAUGGAUGGGGUCAAACUCUCGGGGGGUGUGUGAGUGCGUGUCCAACGGCAAAUGGGGCAGGAUGAUGCUGCGGGUCCAGCCUUGCGGGGAGUGGGAAGAGGGGAGAGGUCUUGGACCCCCCCAGGAGCAGGGCAGGGAGGUGGUGAGUGGGGGCCUGCCAAAGGUGACCCCCCCCCAACACCUUUGCUGUGCUCGGCUGCACAAUUUUGAAGGUGAGUGCUGGUUCAGGGAUUUGUUGGGGUGUCAGGGAGCUCUCGCUGCCCCAUGCUGUGGGUGAUGCUGGGGAAUCUGUGUGUGGGGGGGAGUGCCAGGGGGCUGGAGCCCCAUAGCCAUGGUUUUGGGACACCGCUGCUGCAUCCCAGCCUCAAAUGCUGGGCUUACCCCCUCCCUUUGGCAUGGGCCAUGGGGGUUGGUGACAGUAACAUUUGCCACAUGAGCAUCCCUUGAGGACCACAGGCUGCUGCCCCUGCCCCUCCAACUGCCUGGGGAGGGCUGUGACCCCUGGGCAGGGGCAGUUUGGGGGUGCCCAGCAAAUUUGCUGCCUGUGAGCUUGUCUGGCCAUCGCUCUCCCUCUGUUCCCAGCUGUGGGACUGGUGCUGCCUGCCCCCUCCACCCAGUAGCCAUGGUGGGACCCCCAGGGCCAGCCCCCUGGUUUCUGUCCCUCCCGAUGCUGGGAUACAGUUUUGGGGCUGGGAGGUGAUGUGGGGGCUGCCCAAUACUGCGGGGGGAUGGGGGUGGGGGGGGACAAACCUGGGUGGGGACACCCACAAUGGAACCAGUGCCAGCCCAGCAGGGAUGCCCAGCGCCAGGCUCAGUCCCCGCGGUGCCUUCUGACUGCCAUCACACAAUGCCUCCCUGCUCACCCCACACUGGUGGCAGCUCCCAGCCCCUCUGGCUCACCUGAGAGCCCCCAACCCAGGGCCACCCCAUCGCCCAGCCCAGUGCAGAGCAUCCUCAGCUGGGUUAACUCUGCAGGGACACCUGGGUACUAAUGCUGGCGGGUUGGGGGUCUCAGUGCUACCCGUGGGGGACGGGGAAUCCCCCUGGCAUCACCCAUUGGAGUGGGGAGGUUGAGACUGGCAGCAGAUUAUUUCUGGAUUGGAAGUUACCCACCACUGUGUCUCUUUUUUUUUUUUUUUUAAUUAUUAUUUUUCUUUAUUUCCUUUUUUUUUUUUUUCUUAAAUAAAAGACCAGAAAAUUAAAAAAAACAAUGAAACAAAAAAAUUGAAACCAAAAAGCAUUGCAGCACUGUGAUGGGCCCUAUCUCUGCCAUGGUGCCUGGGGUGGCUGCUCCCAGCAGUUUGGGGGUUGGUCCUGGGGGGUGUGGGGUCUGCAGGGACACACACACACCCCACAGGUUUCUGUGAGCAUUGCUUGGCUUUGACCCCCCCCUCCGCCCCCACCACCAGAGGUCUGAGCACUUUGGGGUCAAAGCUGUGGAUCUGGGACUCCCUCUCCAAAAUCCUCCACUCUUAAGCAGCCUGAUCAAAGACCUGUGGUCAGGGACGAGGCGAUGCUGUAACCACAUCCUUGCUGGCCCCCGUGCCUCAGUUUCCCUGGCAGGCAAGCGGUGGGCUGUGGUCAUGCACGGUGUUCCGAAAGCCUCUUUAAAGAGCUUUAUCAAUUUUCAGCUAUGAAAAUUUCUCCCCCAAGCAGCCUUAAAACUUACCUGAUAGCUUAUGCUGAUUUUAUACAUACAUAUACGUAUACAUGGGAGAACUGAGAUGUGCUCAAAGGCCAGGCGGCUGAUGCAGUGAGGUUUUGCUGUGCCCUGUUAUCUGAAGGACCCAGGUCUGGCUGAAUGAGCUGCUGAGCUGAUAGCAGCUCUGAGAAGUAAAAUUAAUACAGCUGAUUUCCCUGCUUGGAACUGCCAAACCUCCUUGUUAAAUUAACAUAUAUGAAUAUUUGUUAAAAAAAAAAAAAAAAAAAGGAAGAAAAGGAGGGGGAGAGUUAAGAAAAGUGUAUAAUAAAAUUUUAUAAUCGUAAUAA